AAAAAAAAGCUUUUUGGUAAUAAUACAAAUAAAUAUGCAUGAUCGAUAAAUUUUCUAUAUAUAUAUAUAUAUAUUAAUUCAACUUUCUACCGCUACGUGGCUCUGGCUUAGAUCAACAUAACCUAUUUUAUAAAUGUGAAUUGGAGAGUGAUAUUUUAAAUGGCAAAUAUUUUAUCUUAAAGAUUUAAUAUAUCACUGUGAUAUGUUAUAUAAAUCAUGGAAAUAAAUAAAAGGCAAAAGUUAUGUCAUAAUGUAAAUGACAAAUUAAAAUCAUUAAUUGACAUAAUUGAUUGGAAUUAUUUGAAUAAUAUAGCAAUAGAAUAUCAUGAUUUAAAUAAAAUUCAUACGAUUAAAUAUUCGGAACUUAAUGAAGCAAGGAAUAAAAUUGUCUCUAUGUUAAAGUUUAUAGAAAAUUUUGAAUUUAUUGGUAUUGGCAUUGAUGUUCCAGAAUAUUGUAUACCUGCAUUAAUACUAGGAAUAAUUACUAAAGGUUUUGGCUUUGUUAAUUUACCUUCAGACGUUACAGUAUAUAACAAAUUUUUAUCUACCUUGUAUAUAAAAUAUAUUUUUCUAUGGCAUCCCAUAGAUAAUACAGAAAUUAUUUGCAAAUUCGAGUUACACGGUGUACAUUUGUAUCUUUUAAAAAUGAAACUAGCUCAGGAACAAUAUAUAAAAAAUAUUGAAAGUGGUUAUGCUUAUGCCAUUGCAACAUCAGGAUCAACUGGGGAAGAAAAAAUUUGUAAAGUGUUUCAUUCCUGUAUAGUACCCAACAUAAUAGAUUUAAAAUUAAUUCUAUCUAUCACAAAGUCUGACAAAAUUGUACAAUUGACAAAUUUUACAUUUGAUCCUAGUAUAAUAGAAAUAUUUUUAACUUUUCAUUCAGCUAGUACAAUGUGCAUGAUAUCAAAAAGGAUUAAAAAUGAUGUUGAUAGACUUUUGGAUAUAAUAUUUUACAAUGAUGUAACCAUAUUACAAAGCACUCCAUCGCUAUUUCUUCAUAGAUGGUCAACCGAACGUCUUUCCAAUACAAUUCUUGGAAAAGAUAGUCCAUUGAGAAUUAUACUUUUAGGGGGUGAACCAUUUCCCAAGAUAGAUCUACUUAUUGCAAUUAAACACUUUGAUAAUAGAACUCAAUUUUUUAAUAUAUACGGUAUAACCGAGGUAUCAUGUUGGGCUAGUAUUAAUAAGAUUAUGUGGACAGAUGAAGAAAUAGAAUCAUCUUAUCUCGGUACGAUCUUAUCCGAAACUAUAUUUCAAGUUAGAAAUGAAGAUAAUAGUAUAGUGUCAAAUGGAGAUGGUCAUCUUUACAUUGGUAACAAUUUUGUAAUUUUAUAUAUAACUUUAAUUAUAUUAUCUUUAUUUUGUAUAAAAUUUAUAUUUAUUUUAAAUCCAGGAAGCAAUAGUAGAUUAUGUCUCAUUGAUAAUGAAGUUUUGCAAAAUAUAAAAAGACCUGUAUUUCGUAAUACUGGUGACAUUGUACAUAUCGAUAAUAAUGGACGAAUGUUUUAUAAAGGAAGACAAAAUGAUAUAAUAAAACGAUAUGGAAACAAAUUAAAUUUAUUAAGACUGAAUGAAACUAUUAAGAAAUUAAAUUUUGUACGCAAUUGUUAUUCUUGGUGGGAUCCAAUGAGACAUAAAUUACAUUUGUGUAUACAUGCCAUAACAAAUGGAAUUGCUAUAUGUGAAUUAAAAAAAGAUGUAAUAUCGCAUUUAGAAAAAUUACCUGACAUUUAUAAACCUGAUAAAAUUCACUUUAUCAAAAAUAUUGAACUUACAGAGAAUGGAAAGAUUUCUAUUAAAUUCUUAGAGAAAAUAUGUACCGGAGAUAGGAUUAUUAUAUCGAGUAAUCGUCGUGAUACAAUCGAAGAGAAUUUUGAAAGCGUAUGGAAUAAUUAUUUGAAUUUUAAAACUGAUGGAUUUAUAAAAUUAGGCGGAACUUCUAUUAUGGCACUACAAAUUUCAACGGAGAUAUGUGAACUUUUAAAUGCACAAUUUCCAAAUUUAAUUGGGAUGUUACUUAAAGAUGCUACAUUCGAGGAAUGUCUAACAUAUCUUAGAAAUAUUUUAUCGUUUAAUAAACGUAAUGAAAUUGACGUUUCAACAAAUUACACGCCUAUACAUACGUAUGUAACUAUGGAUAAAAUAUUUUCAAAUGACACGUAUAAAAUAAAUGAAGAGAAUAUAUGUUUAUGGCAAAGAUGUAAAGGAAGAACGUACACACAUUUAUCAUUUAAUGAACGAACAUUAAAGUCUGAUAAAAAAACAAUAUCUAAUAUUCGUAUUAAAAAUACAUUUGAUUUACUUAAAUGUGUUGAUGCAUCACCAACUAUAUUUCGUUAUAACAAAGAAACAUUUGUCACGGUUGGUUCUCAUUCGGGUAUAAUAUGCACCGUUGAACUUAAACCUGAUGAUAAUAGCGUUGUAUAUAAAAUUCAACUUCCAAAUAGAAUUGAAUCUUCUGUUGUAGUUUUAGAUAAUUUUAAAGGUAUUGUUGGAUGUUACGAUGGUCAUAUUUAUUGUUUUCAUUUAAAGACAGGCGAUAUUAUUUGGAAAUAUCAAACAAAAGAUAUAAUAAAAUGUACAGCUAUAUUGUCUGAAUCAAAAGAUAAGUUAUUCAUUGGAUCUUAUGAUAAUAAUGUCUACUGCCUUUCUACUGAAAAUGGAGCAAAAAUUUGGAGCGUGAAAGGCAGCGAUGGAAGUAUUUCAGCAAGCGGAUGUUUACAUUCGCAAACAGAAUCAGUAUUAUUUGGAACUUUGGAUGGUUCUUGCAUAGGAAUAAAUCAAUCAAAGGGAAAUAUUUUUUGGAGGCAUAAAUUAAUGAAUCCAAUAUUUGUAUCCCCUAUUAUCCUUAAUAAUGGAUAUGUAAUUUUUUCUACCGUAGGAGGUACAUUAAUCUGUUUCGAUAUACAAGCCGAUACAAAGUUAUGGACAUAUCAAAUAAAUGGCAAUAUAUUUGCCUAUCCAAUAAAUCAAUAUGAUCCAAUAAAAAAUUGUGAAAAUAUUAUUAUAGGAUCUUUAGGAAAGUGUAUAUAUUAUUUGGAAUUAAAUCCAACGAUAGAAAAGGCAGGACCAAUUUUAAAAUAUAUUAAGAAUGUACUCUCACCAAUUUAUGCCACUCCUUGGUGCGAAGAUGGUAAUAUAUGUAUUGCUUGUACAGAUGGUACAUUAUAUGUCUGUAAACUUUCCCAAGGAGAUGUAUUAACUAGUAUAAAACUUGAUGGUGAAAUUUUUUCAUCGCCAGUUUUAGCAAAUGGAUUAAUCACAGUUGGAUGUAGAGAUAAUAAGCUCUAUAUUUUAGAGCAAUGCGAUACUAAUAGAAUGAAUGAAUGAAUGAAUGAAUGAAUAAAUAAUAGAAUAAAAUAAACUGAUAUUAAAUCAAUAUAUUUAUUCCAUAGGACUUUCGUAUUACAGUUUACAUUGCCAAUACCAUCUUGAAGAGAGAAAUAAAAAAAAAAAUAUAUAUAUAUAAUAAUAAUAAUAAUAAUAAUAAUAAUAAUAAUAAUAAUAAUAAUAAUAAUAAUAAUAAUUCACUUAUUCAUCAAAUGUGUAUGCACAAUUCAUAAAAUCUCUUUGUACAUAGUAAGAAAUAGCGAGUGUGUUUGGUGAUUUCAAGCAAUAAGUGCAAGCAAAUAUAGAAAAAAAAAAAAAGAAAGAAAAGUGAAAGAGAGAGAGAAAGAGAGAGAGAGAGAGAGAGAGAGAGAGAAAGAAAUGAUCGAACAUUCAUUCCAUUCUCGCACAACACAACACACACACACAUGCUCUCAGUAGCAGCAAACAGAUGUACGAACAUAUGCAUUUUCUAUCUAUUUCUUUUUUUUUUCUUUUUUCAUUUUUUUUUUCAUUUUCUUUUUUAGCAUACCUUAUCAAGUAAUGAUAGAUAUUUCUGAUAUACAUUCAAGGAUACGUAAAGGAAUAUUCACAUUCGCAAGCUCACAUAAAAUAACAAUAUUUCAACGAUCCAAUUUCAUCUUUACAUAUAUAUAUAUAUAUAUAUGUAUAUAUAUAUAUGUAUAUAUAUUAUAUCCAUGAUAAAACACACUUGAACGCUCUGUUCUCUAUUCCAUUUUUAUAAAGUUAUCUCGUAGACAUUCCUUAUACCUUAAUCAUUUUCUUUUCGAUGUCAUUAUAAUUUACGUUUAGCUCACUUACUUCCAACUGCAAGAAUUAUUAUUAUCUAUAUCAAUAGGAAUAAUAUAUUCUCUAAAGCUAAACUGAAACGUGCUAUUUAUAUUUCUGUACUAUAGAGUACAUUUCUUUCAUAUUAAUCGCUAUAUUGUACCUCUCAUUCUUUACUCUUAAUAUAUAUAUAUAUACAUAUAAAUAUAUAUAUAUAUAUUACAUAUAUAUAUAUAUAUGUAUGUAUAUAUUUCGUCUUUUUAUCGUGACACUGCGCAACAAUAACUAUUAUUUUUUUUCUUAUCUAUUUUUUUUUUGUUCUCGUUCGUUUACCUCCCGUUCGUUUUUAUUUAUUUCAGUAAUUAAAAUACGGCGUACCAUAUAUAUAUAUAUUUUUUUUAUAUAUAUAUAUAUAUAUAUCUGUAGUAAAUCCAUAAAACUUUUGCUAUGCCAUUUUAAAAACUUUAUGCGUUUAUAAUACUAACAAUAAUAUUUUGCUGCUACUGUUUGCGCAUGGCAGGUGUUAUCCUCAAAUAUAACACAUAUUAAUUGUAUAUCAAAGAUCGAAGAAGAUAUUGAAAAAGAUAUUCUCGAUGUGUCUCUUAUAUCAAUCAAAAAGUAUUUGUUUGUUUGUUUGUUUGUCUGUUUGUUUGUUUGUUUUUUUUUUUUUUUUUUUUUUUUUUUUUUAUAGAUCAAAGUAAUCAAAGAUAAUGGGCGUGUGAAUGAGGGAGAAGGGAAAAGGGAAAUUAUUAGUUUUUAAUGACGUUUUAGAUUAAGAGGACAGAAGAAAAAUUGAAGCCCCCCUCCCUCACCCCCCAAAAAAAGUAAGAAAAAUUGA
Molecule: messenger RNA, 4954 nt
Organism: Vespa velutina
Lineage: Eukaryota; Metazoa; Arthropoda; Insecta; Hymenoptera; Vespidae
Gene: Aasdh
Product: beta-alanine-activating enzyme
Exons: 9
Coding region: 217-3330 (1037 amino acids)
Biological process (GO): amino acid activation for nonribosomal peptide biosynthetic process
Molecular function (GO): protein binding
Source: RefSeq, a predicted model, not a curated record